This is a messenger RNA of Lates calcarifer (barramundi perch), 3527 nucleotides long. It is a transcript of the gene slc26a5, whose product is annotated as solute carrier family 26 member 5. The record is from RefSeq and is a predicted model, not a curated record. The transcript has 18 exons. The coding region runs from base 354 to 2543 and encodes 729 amino acids. Gene Ontology annotation, molecular function: secondary active sulfate transmembrane transporter activity; bicarbonate transmembrane transporter activity; chloride transmembrane transporter activity. Gene Ontology annotation, biological process: transmembrane transport. Gene Ontology annotation, cellular component: membrane. Lineage: Eukaryota; Metazoa; Chordata; Actinopteri; Centropomidae.
GGAAGGUGGAGAGGAAUUUUACAACGGAGUAACUCAUCUUUUAAACAUAGAUUAUCUUCGGUGUAUCAUAAACCGUCGCUGUUAUCUGCUGUCCUUUAAGGUCGUUGCUACUGUUUAACUUCAAUUGAAGCGGUCAGUUAAUAAAUUUGUGUUCUCCUUCAGCUGGCAGCAUCCCCACAGGAGCUGGAAGAGGACGGAGAAAAGGGAAGAGCAGACACAUUAACAUUGGAGCAGUUAAAGGAAUGAGGAUAUACUGGCAAGGACAAUGAUAGAGACAAGAGAGAAGGCGAGAUAAUCAUCACUGGAGAGACAUACACUUUUGACUCAACACAACAGGCUGCCCUGUCUCUGUGAUGGAGCAAGAAGAGGUGGCAGCCAGGCAGGAUGCAGACCCACAGCUGAUGUUCAGGAUAGAGCGUCCAGUCUACGAUGAAUCCUUCAUCCGGUCGAAGCUCCUCAACCGAAAAGAAAACUCCACCACACUCCGAGAGAGGCUGACACAGCAGUUCCGGUGUUCAUCAAAGAGGGCCAAGGCAGCAGCUCUGAGUUUCCUGCCUAUUCUAACAUGGCUGCCAUCCUAUCCAGUCAAGCAGUACUUGUUUUCAGAUGUGGUCUCAGGUCUCAGCACAGGAGUUGUGCAGCUUCCUCAAGGUCUAGCCUAUGCUAUGCUGGCUGCUGUGCCUCCAGUUUAUGGUCUGUACUCCUCAUUCUACCCCGUUCUGCUCUACACCUUCUUUGGCACGUCUAGACACAUAUCAGUAGGUACCUUCGCAGUUAUAAGUCUGAUGAUUGGCGGUGUUGCUGUGAGGGAAGCCCCAGACUCCAUGUUUUACGUCCUGCCUGCAAACGGAUCCAACAUGUCCGCUGUCCUAGACGUGGAGGCUCGUGAUGCCAGGAGGGUCCAGGUGGCUGUGGUGCUCACAACCCUGGUGGGAAUCAUCCAGAUUGUCUUAGGUCUUCUUCGGUUUGGCUUUGUGGCGAUCUACCUCACGGAGCCCCUGGUGCGAGGUUUCACUACAGCAGCAGCUGUGCAUGUUGUCGUCUCCCAGCUAAAGUACCUGCUGGGGGUGAAGACACCACGUUUCAGCGGGCCCCUCUCUGCUAUUUAUAGCGUCAUAGAAGUACUCGGUCAUAUCACCAGCACGAACAUCACCACUCUCAUCCUGGGCCUUGUGUGUCUUGUCUUCCUGUAUGUGGUCAAAGACCUGAAUGAACGCUUUAAAAAAAAACUACCUAUUCCCAUUCCUGGAGAGAUUAUUGUCGUCAUUGUGUCAACCGGCAUCUCCUAUGGCCUGUCUUUGGCAGAAGACUACAAGGUGGAUGUGGUUGGGAAGAUACCAACAGGGCUUCUCCCCCCUGCUGCCCCAGAGUUCUCUCUGUUACCCAGUUUGAUCACAGACUCCUUCGCUGUAGCGAUUGUAGGAUUCUCAAUGGGCAUCUCACUUGCCAAAAUCUUUGCCCUGAAGCAUGGGUACAGUGUGGACGGCAACCAGGAGCUGAUCGCCCUUGGGCUGUGUAACUUCAUCAGCUCUUUCUUCAAAACCUUUACCAUCACUUGCUCCAUGUCAAGAAGCCUGGUACAGGAGAGCACAGGAGGAAAGACACAGAUUGCAGGGCUGCUGGCAUCUCUGGUGGUGCUGCUGGUGGUGGUGGCCAUUGGGUUUGUCUUCCAGCCACUCCCUCAGACUGCACUGGCUGCCAUCAUCAUGGUCAACUUGUUGGGGAUGUUCAAACAGUUCAGAGACAUUCCUACUCUGUGGAGGACCAGUAAGAUUGAACUGGCCAUCUGGCUGGUAGCAUUUGUAGCUUCUGUGCUGUUGGGCCUGGAUUAUGGCCUCCUAGUGGCUAUUUCAUUUGCCAUACUGACAGUCAUCUACAGAACACAGAGUCCCAAAACUGCUACCUUGGGCCAUGUUCCUGGAACUGGGCUGUACUGUGAUGUGGAUGAGUAUGAAGAGGCAGCUGAAUAUGAGGGGAUUAAGAUUUUCCACUCCAACUCUUCAAUCUACUUUGCCAACAGUGACCUUUACCUGAAUGCCCUGAAGGAGAAGACAGGAGUAAACCCUGAGCACUUACAAGCUGCCCGGAAAGCCAGGAAUAAACAGAGGGUUAAGGCAAACAGUAAUUACAACUCUCCACCAAAGAUUUGUGUUAAGUACAAGAAGGAGGGAGUGACCCAUGAGGUUUUGUCCUAUAACCACAUGGAGGGGGAGGAGGAGCAGAGGAACGGCCGGUUGGGGGACAGACACAUGGAGUCAAACUCAGAGGAGACCGUCUUCCUUGAACAUCCCAGCACUGUCCACUCCAUCAUCCUAGACUGGACACCCGUCAGCUUCAUUGACACUGUUGGAGCCAAAGCCAUCAAACAGGUCAUUAAGGAAUAUGCAGCUGUGGAUGUUCGGGUGGUUAUAGCCAGCUGCAGCAGAAGCCUGCUGGCUGAUCUGGACACCUUACAGUUCUUCACCGGGGUCAUGACCACAGACAUGGUGUUCCCCACAGUCCAUGAUGCUGUGCUGCACUGUCAACAAUCAAAUUCCCAUUAAACAGCUGAUCCGACCAAUGAGACAGCCUGACAAGAACGAACCACAGCAGCAGUCCUGACUUGGACAGCUGACUUGGGAGGUGCCACAACCUGACAAGUAUGAGUGAUGAAUGCAUUUCCCUGGAUGUUCCAGCAUCACUGUCGAGAUGAACUGAACAAUCAUUCAUAUUGAAUAACGGAGUAGCACAGAGGUGCUUGUUUUCCUUAAAGCACUCCAGAAUUUGACAAAUGAGCCCAAAGCUGGCAUGGUAGAAGAAGUUAGGUAGAGGUUUUAUGAAGCUCUUAUUCAAUCAGAAAUUCAGGAUCAAGUUUCCAGCUGAGAUUCCUACAGCUGUAUUCCUGUACGUCUUCUCUUCAGAGGGAAAUGUUACGAGUUGCACUUUUAAUAUAUUUUUAUAGUUCAAAGUUCUCACUGCUCUGCUGGGAGAAAUCACAUUUAAAGUAAGCUGCUGCUGCUGCUGCUCCUGUCCAAGUGACAUUUUAAGUGUGAUUUCUGUAAGAGUGUAGUUUGUGGUUGAAAUUUGUGAAACUAACCAGAAGCUGCCUCUCAUUAUCAUGCUGGUAUCAAACGUUUAUGGUUACUGAGAAGUUGUCCUAAUAUGUGAGUGUUUUUUUCAGCUGUAUCUCUGUGUACUUGUGUAUUUAAAACAAGCUAAUUGGACCAGGAAUGGUCAUUCUGCAGUGUCAGGUUCGUUGUUACAGUACAUUUGCACUGCUGUUUGAGUCCGAGUGCAACACUAACAUCAUAGUAUACAGUCUGUCAAAUGACAUUUUAGUGUAAAAACUGUUCCUGUUUCUCACAAAGACUUUAAUUGUGCUAUUAUUGUAUAACACAGGAUGCCUUCUAAGUUACCAUGUGGUUUUUACAUUUAACAAAGCAGUGGCACUGAAAUCUGGAAUAAAUUUUAUUUUCAAGCGAACAAAUGACAACAAAAGGACAAUAUUUUUACGCAGCUUCUUCGAUGGUAAAAAGCCAAAAUGGAAA